CGAGCUUGGAAGCUCGCAAAAAACCAGCCCAAGCUCUCCCGGGCAGCUUUCUGCUUUCUCUUCAACUCACCCUCUUCGCAACAUGUCGUUCCUACGGCGUCGCUUCGGCGGCAACGACUCCUCCUCGACGGAGCCUUCCCGCGAUCCAACGCCCGACCCCGACCGAAACCUGCGGGUAGUAACGGCAGAGAAGCUACACACGCUGAAGAAGAAGGGCACGCCCAGCAAGCGGAAGAACCUCUGGAUAUUUGGGCUCGGUGGCGUUUUCGGACUGCUGGUCGCGGCCUUCUUUGCGGGGAGCAAUGACAUGCUUGACUUGAGCGGCUUGGAGGGCAUGAAUCUGGACAGUAUCCUGGAUGCCCUACCCUCGGGGUUUAUGAAGGACGCACAGCAACUGCAGAAGCACGAACGCGAUGCCGUCAACUACGAUUCUUUCGCCGUUGGCCUCCAUGCGCAAUCGCAAGGCAUCCAUGCCAGCCAUCCCGUCAUCAUGAUACCCGGCGUCAUCUCCACCGGCCUCGAGUCGUGGGGCACAGAGCAAGCGUCGCGGCAGUACUUUCGCAAAAGGCUCUGGGGCUCCUGGACCAUGAUGCGAGCGCUGGUGCUCGACAAGGCAGGCUGGAAGAAGCACAUCAUGCUGGACAAGCGCACCGGCCUGGAUCCGCCGGGGAUAAAGUUGAGAGCGGCGCAGGGCUUCGACGCGACCGACUUCUUCAUCACGGGUUACUGGAUAUGGAACAAGAUCUUGGAGAACCUUGCGACGAUUGGAUACGAUCCCACGAAUGCAUUCACGGCCGCGUACGACUGGCGCAUGUCCUACAUGAACUACGAGAAGAGGGAUCAAUACUUCACGAGGCUAAAGGCGCAUAUCGAGAUUGCGGUGCGCGUGUCUAACAAGAAAGUCGUGCUGCUGUCGCACUCGAUGGGCUCGCAGGUGCUAUACUACUUCUUCCACUGGGUAGAAGCCGAGGGCUACGGAAAUGGCGGUUCAGACUGGGUAGACACGUACGUCGACUCCUGGAUCAACAUCAGCGGAUGCAUGCUCGGCGCCAUCAAGGGUAUCCCCGCUGUGCUAUCUGGCGAAAUGAAAGACACCGCUCAGCUCAACGCUUUCGCCGUCUACGGCCUCGAAAAGUUCCUCGCGCGACACGAGCGCGCUGAGCUCUUCCGCGCCAUGCCGGGCAUAUCAUCCAUGCUGCCCAUUGGCGGCAACGCGGUCUGGGGCGACCAAACUUGGGCCCCCGAUGAUCAACUGGGACAGGAGAGCUCGUUCGGCAACCUCCUACGCUUUCGGAAUGGCACCUCGAGCCUCACUUCUAAGAACCUGACGGUUGAAGAAAGCUUGCCGUAUCUAUACCAUAAUAGUGAGACUUGGUACAAGGAGAUGGUGCAGAGCAGCUACUCUCACGGCGUUGCGCAUACGGCGAAAGAAGUCGAAGAUAAUCAGGGUAUUCCGGCAAAGUGGGUAAACCCUCUCGAGACGCGGUUGCCGUUGGCCCGGCAUUUGAAGAUUUACUGCUUCUACGGUGUUGGCAAGCCAACAGAGCGCGCGUACUACUAUAAAGAUGAUACCGAUCCGCUGAGUAAGACGAACGUUACCAUUGAUACAGCCUUCACCAAUGGUAAGAUUGAUCAUGGUGUGAUUAUGGGCGAAGGAGACGGUACCGUGAAUCUACUGAGCUCGGGCUAUAUGUGCGCCAAAGGCUGGAAGAUCAGGAGGUAUAAUCCCGCUGGUGUACAGAUCAAAACCGUAGAAAUGCCAGAUGAGCCGGAUAGAUUCAGUCCUCGCGGUGGGCCGAACACAGGCGACCACGUCGACAUCCUAGGUCGCUCAUCUCUCAACGACCUCAUCCUGCGCGUUGCGGGCGGAAGAGGCGAGCUUAUCGAAGAGUCCAUCCACAGCAACAUCCGCGAAUACGCCGAGAAGGUGAAGAUCUAUGACGAGUCAAAACAAGGGCAAGCGAAGCGCGUGCCCCCAUAAUGUAUGAUGGGCGAGUAAUUAUAAUGAUAAUGAGGCGAGCGCGGCUUUUUUUUUUAGACCGGACCUGGGCGGCUUAAUUGAAGGGGACGCACGAUACCAAUAGAGCAAUGUUUGAUGCGUUUAGGCGCGGUACUGGAAGAGCGUUUUCGACCUAGGGCGGGGAUGUGCGCCCGUUAUCACAGUGAGUGAUGGUAUGCAUCAGCAUCUGCAUAUGCUCGCCAUCCACUCCCAGCAAUCACAUAGCAAGAUCAUUCGAGACGGUACGA
Trematosphaeria pertusa is the source of this 2247-nucleotide messenger RNA. Its product is annotated as phospholipid:diacylglycerol acyltransferas-like protein. The transcript is spliced from 3 exons. NCBI's taxonomy places the organism in Eukaryota, Fungi, Ascomycota, Dothideomycetes, Pleosporales, Trematosphaeriaceae. The record is from RefSeq and is a predicted model, not a curated record. Gene Ontology annotation, biological process: triglyceride biosynthetic process; lipid storage. Gene Ontology annotation, molecular function: phospholipid:diacylglycerol acyltransferase activity. Gene Ontology annotation, cellular component: cytoplasm; perinuclear endoplasmic reticulum. The coding region runs from base 83 to 1981 and encodes 632 amino acids.